AUGAUGAAGACAUUGCCGUCUUGGCUAAAGUUAGCUAUAACAUCGCGAAUAUUACCUGAAAAUGACCGGAAGAAACUUGACCGUUUUCAAAUUUUAAAUCUUGACGACAAUUCUGAUGAAUUAUUAGAAUUUAUUCGAAAUAAAUUACCUCAAAUUGAUUCCAAUCGCAUCUUAGAAUGUUGUCAAGGUUCUUGGUUCUAUGUAUCACAAUAUUCCCGAGCUUUAAAGGCAAAUUUGCUCACGUUACCGUCAACUUCAUGUUCAUCAAAUAACAAUAUUGUAACUAUUCCACGUAGAUGUUCACUUCCUAAUGGUGAUAAUGCUCUUCUGGCAGCAAUCGAAUCUGAGUUACCAACACAUUUAAAUUUGUAUUUACGCUUAAUUGUUGCUAGUCGACGUCCACCAUCUCGUCAGCGUCUUGUAGCUGUUACACAUCUAACUGCUAAUCGUGCAAUUCAAUUGAUCGAAGUAGAUUUGCGUGAAUGUGAACCGAUUCUUGAGUCGACAGAUCCGUUGAUUCUAAGUGGUGCUUGGCGUGAACGGUUCAAACAUGAUGAAUGUGAGGAAGGUCACGCCUUAUGGGCACAGUUUAUUCAACGUACAGGCUGUGAAACUGUUCAGACAUUUCUGGAAUAUGCUUAUCAUUUGGCACACUCGGGUGAACUGCAUUAUUUGGAUCGAAUUAGAACACUCCGUGAAUGCGGUGCUGAAUUAAUUGAAUUAAAAUUUCCUGUAUUCGAUUUUAUGACUACGGAUUUGUUGAUAAAAGCUGGUGCAGUUAUUCUGGAUGUUCGUCAGUUACAGAGUGAUUUUGUGUUUGCUUGUACAUCUGGUGAUUUGGAUAACGUGUUAUUGUUGCUCGACAGCGUGAAUUACGAUGAUCUUUGUUCUGGAUUAAUUGCUGCAUCUAGUCGAGGGCAUACAGAAAUUUGCAAGUUAAUAUUGAAAAUUGACCCACGUGCUGCUGCUCACGUGGAUUCACAACAAUGGAAUGCGUUACGUUCUGCUGCGUGCAAUAAUCAUGAAAAUGUUGUUCAGUUACUCAUCGAAAAUGGUGUGGAAGUUGACGAAUGUGGUGAAGGUGGACGAACGGCUCUUCGAGCUGCUGCAUGGAGUGGAUACGAACGUGUUGUACGACGUUUACUCGAAUAUGGAGCUGAUGUUAAUAAGCAAGAUGCUGAAGGACGAACAGCACUUAUGGCUGCAGCAUUUAUGGAUCACGCAAACAUCGUUAAAUUACUCUUAGAAAAUGACGCACUUCCAAAUGUGGUAGAUAAAUAUGGAUCAACCGCUCUUCACUUAGCUUUUUCGACUGGUGCAGAAACUGACGAACACACCGAAACUAUCACAGUACUUUUAAAAGGUGGAGCAGAUUUGCAUAUAGAAGACAUCAAUGAUAGAAAUUGCUUGCAUAUUGCAGCAAAUCACGGCGAUCGAAACCUGCCAUUAAUUAUCGGAUGUAUUCAAAAUAUUGAUAUUCCGGAUAAAAAUGGACGUACGCCACUAAUGCUUGCAUCAAGUCAAGGUCACGUCUUUACUUGCAAGCAGCUGAUUGAAUAUGGUGCGGAUAUUGAUGCUAUCGAUGAAUCUGGUCGUACACCUUUGAUAAUUGCUGCUAUGAAUGGUUUUUUGGAUGUUUGCAAAUUGCUUGUCAAUUCAGGAGCUGAUGAAGGGCAUAAAGAUAACGAUGGCGCAGUAGCGUUACAUUAUGCAGUAACACAUGCUGAUUCAGAAUUAAGCAAAAUAUUAAUGACUUCAACGACUGUUCAAGCUACUGAUACACGUGGAGUACAUCCACUAAUAAUUGCUGCUCAACGUUCAUCAGUUGAGGUUGUGGAAGAAUUACUUAGAGCAGGUGCACCAGUACAACUUCAGUCACAUGAUGGUCUAUCAUCUUUACGUGCUGCAGCACUUAAUGGAAAUGAAUCAGUUUUAAGAUUUCUUCUCAAUUAUUUGCAUGAAAAUAAUGAAGCAUUAAAAUUAGAUGAAGUCGAUCUUGAUGGUAUACCACUAUUGCAUGCACUACUUGUAGCACGUGAAACUAACAUUGUUUCUACAUUACUAGAAUAUGGUGCUUCUGCUGCAGUGCGUGAUUCACAUGGUCGUAGUUGUGCUCAUAUUGUAGCACAAUUGAAUGAUCCAAAGUUAGCAGCCAUCGUUUGGAAUUAUGGAGCUGAAUUCGAAGCUCGAGAUGAAGAAGGUCGGACACCUUUGAUGAUUGCUGUUUGGGCAUCGAACUACGAAAUAUGCCAGUUUAUGCUAGAAACUAUUGGCGUAGCACCGAAUGUUGCUGAUUAUCAGGGUGCUACGGCUUUAAAUAUAGCAGCGAAUAAUGGACAACGUGAUAUAGUUAUCUUGUUGUUAAGGUUUGGGGCUGAACCGUCGAUUUGUGAUAAUUUGGGUCGUUGCGCAUCUGAUGUAGCUCAACUUGCUGGACAUGAUCAUAUCAGGUUGUCUUUAUGGCAGAUUCUGAAAAGUGCAGGUGGAUCUGCUGAUAGUUCGGGAUUCGGGUCAUUACCUGGCAGUCCAACACAACAGUCUAAAGCAAAAUUUUUAUUACAACAAAAGAAUCUGAAGCCAUCUUGCAAAAGCAAUACUUUGCAAAUUACUCACUGA
Molecule: messenger RNA, 2616 nt
Organism: Thelazia callipaeda (thelaziosis nematode)
Lineage: Eukaryota; Metazoa; Nematoda; Chromadorea; Rhabditida; Thelaziidae
Source: the annotation of a GenBank genome assembly